Messenger RNA from Leishmania mexicana MHOM/GT/2001/U1103, 1506 nucleotides. Its product is annotated as putative protein kinase. Bases 1 to 1506 code for a protein of 501 amino acids. Gene Ontology annotation, biological process: protein phosphorylation. NCBI's taxonomy places the organism in Eukaryota, Euglenozoa, Kinetoplastea, Trypanosomatida, Trypanosomatidae. The transcript has a single exon. The record is from RefSeq and is a predicted model, not a curated record. Gene Ontology annotation, molecular function: ATP binding; protein kinase activity.
AUGGCGCAGGUAGCAGAGGAGUCGCGGGCGCUGGAGAGCAAGGUGUUCCGCAGCAAAUACCGCCAAAUCAAGUCUAUCGGCAAAGGCAGCUUCGGCGAGGCGGUGCUCGUCCGCUCAAAGUCGGAUGGCAAGCGUUACGUGGCCAAGGCAAUCGACUCCAUCUCAAUGACGCCCAAAGAGCGGCGUGACGUGCAGAAUGAGAUUCGCAUUCUAGCGGCUGUCGACCACCCCAACAUCAUUCGCUACCACGAGCACUUCGAGGACGACACUCUCAUCUUCAUUAUCAUGGAAUACGCAGACGGCGGCGACUUGAGCUCCCGUAUAAAGGAGGCAAAGAAGCAAGACGUGCCGCAGCCCUUCGACCCGAACUUGGCGAUGUUCUGGUUUCUGCAGAUCUGUAUGGCGCUCAAGUACCUGCAUGACAACCACAUCCUUCACCGCGACCUCAAGACGGCCAACAUCUUCCUCACUUCCAAGAACGUGGUGAAGCUUGGCGACUUCGGUAUUUCAACCAUUCUGCAGAACACGAUGGCAUGUGCCAAGACGGUGUGCGGCACCCCCUACUAUUUCUCACCGGAGCUCUGCCAAAGCAAGCCGUAUAACAACAAGAGUGAUGUGUGGGCUCUCGGCGUCGUCUUCUACGAGACCCUCACCCUGCACCGCCCCUUCAACGCCAAGACGCUGAAGGACCUACUCAAGAAGAUCUUAGCAGGUAGCUACGACCCGAUCCCCACCACUAUUCCGGUGGAGAUGCGCUCCCUGUGUGCCAGCCUGCUGCAGGUGAACUACCUGCAGCGUCCCAGCAUCAACCGCAUCUUAGAGAGCCCCUACGUGCAAAGCACGCUGCGCAGCUUCAGUGAGGACCUGGCCCGCCAGGUGGAGAAGGACCACAUCGACUUCGAGGCGAAGAAGCUUAGCGAACGCGAGAAGCAUGCUAAGUCGAGCCCCAUCAAGGAGGAGGUGGCGAGGAUUUCACAGGAGCCGGCAAAACCGCAACUCAGCGAGCGCGAGCAGAUGGCGAUGCUGCGCGGCAUGGACCGGGAGAAGAUGAAGGCAAUGCUGGCGAAGCAGGCCGCUGAGGAAAAGUCUGCGCCGAAGACAGCAGCGGCACCUGAGCAGAUGUGCCAUCCCGACGUGGAUGACGAUGGCGACUACAUUGCGCAGAAGCAGGCCAUGGUGCAGAACACCAAGGAAAUUGUGGGCAAGUCGGACCUUGGCGGGCACCCAGAGGAGUUCGGCGACGGCCCCGCCGACAGCGCCCCACAGGUGGAGACGAUCACGCUGGCUAAUGGGCGCACGGUGCUUGCCUCCGACGUACGUGACCACCUGGAGGCGGAGAUGGGCUCCGAGCUGCUGAAUCUCGCUGUCGAGCUUUACAACUCUGGUAUGAUGAGCGGCCUCACCAACUCGGAGAUGCAGCACGAGCUGACUGAACUUUUAGGACCGAAAUUUGCGCACAACUCCAACGCCAUCACGAAGCUGGCCGUCUGGGAGGGGAAGCAGUAA